CGUAAACAUGCAUACUUGAUUCGUACUGGGCACUCCCUAACCUGUAGUCCAUAUUCACCACCCGAUUGUGAAGCCGAGUCUGGCCUUGAAGCAGGCGACAGGAAUAUAUAUCAUCGCUACUGUCUAGAGCGUGCAGGUGUUCAUUGUGCUCACGUGUUCACCACUGUGAGUAAAAUUACCGGGUUAGAAAGCAAGUACUUGCUGCGGCGCGAACCGGAUGUGAUCACACCCAAUGGUUUGAAUGUAAUCAAGUUUGCCGCGCUGCACGAGUUUCAGAAUCGUCAUGCUUUGGCCAAAGAAAAACUUAAUCAGUUCAUUCAAGGGCACUUUUAUGGGCACUACGAUUUCGAUCUGGAUAAGACACUGUAUUUCUUCAUCGCCGGUCGAUACGAGUUCCAAAACAAAGGUGCGGAUGUUUUCAUUGAGUCCCUGGCUCGGUUGAACCAUCAGCUUAAGCAAGCGAAAAGUGAUGUUACGGUUGUGGCUUUUCUAAUAUUCCCGGCGCAUACAAACAGUUUCAAUGUUGAUUCGUUCCGCGCACAAGCUAUUGUCAAACAGCUCCGUGAAACAGUGAACUCUAUUCAAAGUGAUAUGGGUCAUCGCUUGUUCGAAGUUUGUCUUCGUGGUCGCAUCCCUCAAGGUUCUGACCUGCUGACUCAAGAAGAUGUCUAUCGCUUGAAACGCUGUAUCUAUGCUGCUCAACGAAACAACCUCCCUCCAAUCUGUACACACAACGUGGUGCAAGACAAUAUUGACCUGGUGUUGUGUAAUUUGCGCCGCUGUCGUUUGUUUAACGAUCGUCACGAUCGAGUUAAGGUACGUUUUGAAAAUAGUAAAGUAUUUUUCAGUAACCGGUCGGUUAAUUUUCUUUUCUGUCAUACUGAGCUCUCAUAUUUACGGUUAUUUUUGAGUAGUGGUGUGCGUUGA
Molecule: messenger RNA, 927 nt
Organism: Echinostoma caproni
Lineage: Eukaryota; Metazoa; Platyhelminthes; Trematoda; Plagiorchiida; Echinostomatidae
Source: the annotation of a GenBank genome assembly